Molecule: messenger RNA, 1084 nt
Organism: Hydractinia symbiolongicarpus
Lineage: Eukaryota; Metazoa; Cnidaria; Hydrozoa; Anthoathecata; Hydractiniidae
Exons: 3
Coding region: 222-638 (138 amino acids)
Source: RefSeq, a predicted model, not a curated record
UUUAUUCACUUACUGAUUAUUUAUGUUAUCAUCUGCUAGCAUAUAAAUAAUCAAAAAGAGUAACCGAAGGGAAGGGUCUACACAAAAAUGAACAGCUUAAAGACACAGUCAUAUUGAAGAGGGUUGUAUAUAAAUACAAAAAACGCAAGGUGGAAACAGUUCACUUGAUUGACAACUACAAAGUCACAAGAAAACUAGAAGAAGAAACAAUCUCAGACACCAUGGCAAAAAAUAUUUCAGUACAAAUUCUGGUUUGUCUUUUCUAUGCAGCAACUGUUCAUUCAUUACAUUUGCGUGAAUCAGAGGAUAACAUUAAAAGGGGCGUGGUAAAAUCAUCCAUAUUUUGCGAUACUUUUCCAAGUUUAUGUGGUUUUGUUAAACAUGCAGAAGGAUACAGCGACAUCUACCGAGGGAAAAAAGUGAACUCAGGAAAACCAUUUGGCCAAACAAAACGAGUUUUCUCAGAUGUUGGAGAAAGCAUGUCCGAUAGCGUUGAAGACAUCCAGCAAGCAAAGAGAGUUUUGGAAAGAUAUUUUCAAGUACAAGAGGAAAAUAAAUGUUGGGAUAAAUGUUCAUGGCUCAAGUUCAUCGUGCAGACAUACAAUGCUUGUUAUCGUAGAUGUGAACGGUCAAAAUAAAACUUACACUGACAAUACUGUGUGGAGAACUUUGUUAUAACAUUUGAGUGUGAAUGUGUGUUAUUCUCUGUGUUUAUAUGCAUUAUCUAACACUAAAAUCUUAAAUAAUCGCCCUAAAUUAUGCACCCUCUUGACGAAACGCCUUCAUGGAUUACUUUCGUUUAAACCACGAAAAAAUUAAAAAAUAUGAUGAUCGAGAUUUAAAUUUAUAAAACAGUGCGUCUAUGUUUUUUUACCGGUACUGGACACUAUAUAGUGAUAAAAAAAUUUUUCCUAACAUGAGGCCCUCCAACAGAAGUUUAAUUAACGUCCAGAACUUUUAUUUUAAGAUACACCUAGUGUUAAUACAUUAACGUGCCAUGCAUGUGAUAACAUACUAUAUUGAAGAAGAAUCUAUAAAAUAUAUUAUGUUUUACUGCUUUUUAGUAGUAACCUUUGAAUGCGAA